Messenger RNA from Manihot esculenta (cassava), 1541 nucleotides. RefSeq lists its product as uncharacterized. The record is from RefSeq and is a predicted model, not a curated record. The coding region runs from base 19 to 1266 and encodes 415 amino acids. The transcript has 5 exons. Lineage: Eukaryota; Viridiplantae; Streptophyta; Magnoliopsida; Malpighiales; Euphorbiaceae.
UAGGGGCCAAAAAACGUAAUGCCCAUUGCGCCCACUCCCCGUUUUCUGUUCUCUCUCUUUCUCCAUUUUCCUGGUCAGUCCUCUUCUCCGUGCAGAUUUUUCUCGCUUCGCUCUCUUCCAUCACAGAAGCCUGGAGCCCUAGCUCUAUAUACAACACCUGGACGAACUGUAACUCUUGUUUCAAUGGCGGAUAGGGAGAAUGUUUUGACGGCGAUAUCGGCCGAAGAGGAGGCGGAAUUUGGCUUCACUCGGACGGAGAUGCACAAGAGCAACCUCGCCGGUACUGUGGAUCCGUAUGACCGUCACAUCUUCGUUUGCUUUAAAGGCCCUGACGCAUGGCUCCCACGCGUUGAGGAGUCUGAGACUGAUCUCCUCCCCAAGCUCUUCUCUUCUGCUGUCAAAGCUCGUAAGAACGACAUCACAAUUAAGACGAAGGUAACGAUAUGCGAGGAACGCGAGGGGACUGAUUUUGAGAGGGGAGAUGUGUUAAUAUUUCCUGAUAUGAUCAAAUACAAGCGUUUGAAGGACUCAGAUGUAGAUGGUUUUGUUGAUGAUGUGCUUGUGAGUGGAAGGCCGUGGGCUUCUGGGUUGCAGGAGAAGCUUACAGGUUCAUAUGUCUUUGUGUGUGCACAUGGUAGUCGGGAUAAGAGAUGUGGUGUUUGUGGACCUGUUCUAAUUGAAAAGCUCAAAGAAGGGAUUGAAUCUCGAGAACUGAGGAAUCAAGUGUUUGUUAGUGCCUGUUCUCAUGUUGGGGGGCAUAAAUAUGCUGGGAACGUGAUUGUCUACAGUCCAGACUUGGAGGGAAAAAUUAUGGGCCACUGGUAUGGCUAUGUUACACCCGAUGAUGUGCCCGAAAUUCUGGAUCAGCACAUUGGGCAAGGAGUAGUGAUAGAGCGCAUUUGGAGGGGCCAAAUGGGGGCACCUACUGAAGAAGGGGAAAAGGUGGCCAAACAAAAGCUUCCAAAUGGGCAAGAUGUGAAGGAAAGAAAAAAACAUGAAGAAAGCAAGAAUGAGGUCCAAAAAGAGAAUAUCGGUGGCUGUUGCCAGGGUGCUAAUGGCUUUUCAUGCUGCAGAGAUGGAAGUUUGGAAGUGAGUGAAGAAAGCAAACUGGAGGAAAACAUCAAAGUUCAUGGAAAGAAAGGAUUAGGUAAACUGUCAAGCUGGAUAGCAUCAUUGGAGCAAAGUGAUGUUCUUACAACUGUUGGUGUGAUUGGAGCAGUUGCAACUGUUGCUGUGGCCUAUAGCUUGUAUAAAAGGUCGUGCUGAAAUAUGCCUUAUAGAUGCAUUAGUAUUUUUAUGUGGGUUUACAUAACUUUGCUUUUUUUUAGAGCAGAUAAUACUACUGAAAAUAAUCCUCCAAAACCACUACUUGGGAGAAUGAUACUUGUAUGUUUUUGUUAAGGGUGGAAACUUAUCGCCAAAAUUUUAGCAGGCUGAGUGAAAUUGGGAGCAGAAGUCUUCUCAUUUCUUGACGUCCAAACAGAUUGUUUACUGUUCUACUAGAAUGAAAUAUACAACCUCUGGUAAAUGGUUUAUGGUUA